Cucurbita pepo subsp. pepo (vegetable marrow) is the source of this 3509-nucleotide messenger RNA. Its product is annotated as leucine-rich repeat receptor protein kinase HPCA1. Gene Ontology annotation, molecular function: ATP binding; protein kinase activity; protein binding. Gene Ontology annotation, biological process: protein phosphorylation. Lineage: Eukaryota; Viridiplantae; Streptophyta; Magnoliopsida; Cucurbitales; Cucurbitaceae. The record is from RefSeq and is a predicted model, not a curated record.
UUCCUUUUUUCCCUUCCCAAGCACUGAUCGGGACUUGAUGAUUUGGAGGAGAGAUGAAGCAUUACCUCUUUAGUUGGUGCCGGAUGGUUGAUUGGCUUUUAAGACAAGCAAAAUCAUUUACUAGAAGCAAAAAGAAAAAGGAAUAUCAGGCCCACUCUUCCUUCCUCCUAUCCAACUAUAUUUUUUUGGCAACCCCAUUGUCACUCCAUGAGCCAAAAAUGAGAAAGCAGUACAUCUGAUCGACAUACCCAUGCCGAUGCUGCUGCUAGUGGUAGUGAAGAACGAAUGAUCCUAUCUAUGCUUCUUUAUCUUUUUAGAUAAGAAAUCGAGCUCUUAAACAGUUGCAGAAUAUCUUCCUUGAGUUUCCUCGAUUAGCGAAACUCAGAAUUUGGGGCCAUGUCACCUGUGCAAACGCUGCUACUUUUGGCUUUCUUCUGCGCUGGAAUCCACACAACCAGUUCUUUAACUGAUCCCACAGAUCUUGCGGCUCUGGAAGCCCUGAGAAGCGAUUGGGAAAAUACACCGCCAAGCUGGGGAGCAUCAAAUGAUCCGUGUGGAACUCCCUGGGAAGGAGUGAGUUGCACCAAUUCAAGAGUAACUGCACUGAGAUUAUCAACUAUGGGCCUAAAAGGUAAACUUGGUGGUGACAUUGGAAUGCUGACUGGACUAAAAUCAUUGGACCUUUCGUUCAAUGUAAAUCUUACUGGUACAAUCUCUCCAAGAUUAGGGGAUCUGCAGAAUUUGAGUAUCUUGAUCCUGGCUGGGUGUGGGUUCAGUGGCAAUAUUCCUGAAGCACUGGGCAAUCUUUCGGAGCUUUCCUUCUUGGCUUUAAAUUCUAACAAAUUCACUGGUACCAUACCGCCGUCUCUGGGAAAACUCUCCAAACUCUAUUGGCUGGACCUGGCAGAGAAUCAAUUGACAGGUAGCAUCCCAGUCUCGACUUCCACAUCUCCUGGUUUGGACCUCCUUCUGAAUGCUAAACACUUUCAUUUCAACAAAAACCAGUUAUCAGGUUCCAUUUCACCUCAACUUUUUAGCUCUGAAAUGGUAUUAAUACACAUAUUAUUUGAUGGAAAUCAAUUUUCUGGGAGAAUACCACAAACAUUGGGACUUGUUCAGACCCUUGAGGUUCUGCGACUCGAUCGGAAUUCUCUAACAGGACCAGUCCCAUCAAAUCUGAACAACCUAACAAAUAUCAAUGAAUUGAAUUUAGCCGGCAAUAAGUUGACGGGUCCACUGCCAAACCUAACUCAAAUGAGCUCACUAAAUUACGUGGACCUUAGUAACAACUCAUUUGAUUCAUCGCCAGCUCCAGAAUGGUUCUCAAAUCUACAAUUUCUCACCACUCUGAUCGUGGAGUAUGGGUCAAUACGAGGAUCUGUGCCACAAGGAGUGUUUAGUUUACCACAGAUACAACAAAUAAAACUGAAGAACAAUGAAUUCAAUGACACAUUAGAUAUGGGUGACAAAGUGAGCGAACAGUUGCAGCUCGUUGAUUUGCAAAAUAACAAUAUUUCCCAUCUUACCCUCGGUUCAAGAUAUACCAAAACUUUGAUGCUGAUAGGGAAUCCUGUGUGUAGCACUGAUGCUACCCUUCCAAACACGAACUACUGCCAGCUUCAAAACCAACCGGUGACAUCCUAUUCUACCAGCCUUGCCAGCUGUGGAAGUAAGUCAUGUUCUUCUGAUCAGAAGCUAAGCCCUCAGAGUUGUGAAUGUGCCUAUCCAUUUGAAGGGACUUUAUACUUUAGAGCACCCUCGUUCAGGGCAUUGUCCAAUGUGACUUUGUUUCAUUCAUUGGAAAUGAGCCUUUGGAAAAAACUGGACCUUACGCCUGGUUCAGUUUUUAUUCAAAACCCUUUUUUCAAUGUUGACGAUUAUCUUCAGCUGCAGCUUGCACUUUUUCCACCUGAGGAAAAGUAUUUUAGUAGGUCAGAUAUUCAGAGGAUUGGGUUUGACCUGAGUAAUCAAACCUACAAGCCUCCCAAAGAAUUUGGGCCAUUUUAUUUCAUUGCAUCUCCCUACGAUUUUGAAGUCACGGGUAGGGAAACUUCAGUCAGCCCGGGAGUGAUAAUUGGGGUAGCUAUUGGUUGUACCUUUCUCGUUCUAGGUCUGAUUGGGGUUGGAAUAUAUGCAAUUUGGCAAAAGAAACGUGCAGAAAGGGCCAUUGGAUUGAGUCGGCCAUUUGCUUCUUGGGCACCAAGUGGAAACGAUAGUGGAGGUGCACCACAGCUGAAGGGAGCCAGAUGGUUUUCUUAUGAUGAACUUAAAAAAUGCACAAAUAAUUUCUCCAUGAGCAAUGAGAUAGGAUCUGGAGGAUAUGGCAAGGUAUACAGAGGAAUGCUUGUGGAUGGACAAGUAGUUGCGGUCAAAAGAGCUCAGCAAGGGUCAAUGCAAGGUGGCCUUGAGUUCAAGACGGAAAUCGAACUGCUUUCACGAGUUCAUCACAAGAACCUUCUUGGCCUCGUGGGAUUUUGUUUUGAACAAGGAGAACAGAUGCUUGUUUAUGAAUUUAUGCCUAAUGGAACACUGAGAGAUAGCCUAUGUGGAAAAUCUGGCAUCAAUCUUGAUUGGAAGAGAAGACUUCGUAUUGCACUUGGGUCUGCUAGAGGACUGACUUAUUUACAUGAACUUGCUAAUCCUCCCAUAAUCCAUAGAGACAUUAAGUCCACCAAUAUUCUAUUGGAUGAGCAUUUGAAUGCAAAAGUUGCAGAUUUUGGCUUGUCCAAGCUUGUCUCAGACAGUGAAAAGGGACACGUUUCCACUCAAGUUAAAGGAACGUUGGGUUACUUGGAUCCUGAAUAUUACAUGACUCAACAAUUAACUGAGAAAAGUGAUGUAUAUAGCUUUGGAGUGGUUAUGUUGGAAUUGUUAACUGCUAAGCUGCCCAUCGAGAAAGGAAAGUACGUAGUUCGUGAGGUGCGUAUGUUAAUGAAUAAAAAUGAAGAAGAACAUUAUGGUCUGAAGCCGAUAAUGGAUGCAACCAUGAUAAACAGUGCAACCACUAUUAUUGGGCUUGGAAGGUUCUUGGAGUUGGCCAUGCAAUGCGUUGAUGAAUCAGCUACAGAGCGUCCCACAAUGUGCGAAGUGGUGAAGGCAAUUGAAAGUAUUUUGCAGAACGAUGGAAUUAAUACCAACACAACAUCUGCAUCUUCAUCUGCAACCGACUUUGGGGCUUCCAGAACCGCUCCUAGGCAUCCCUACAAUGAUCCUAUACCAAAAAAGGACGCUAAUGACAGCAGUGCUUUUGAUUACAGCGGUGGAUACACUCUUUCUACUAAAGUGGAACCCAAAUAGAAAUGUUUUUCCUUUCCAGGAAUCAUUCUCUGUUCACAAGGACAGGGAGACUGGUAGAAUUGUAACCAUUUUACGCAGUUCAGGAUUCUUAUUGUCGUUUAUGUAUUUCCAGAUAUCGGAUAUGCAUUCCUUCGACAUCAUUCUCAUAUUGACGAUAGUGAACACUUGUACCUAGAUUUUUAUCCCUCAUUACUUGGAUUUUUCUUUUUGUU